This is a messenger RNA of Yamadazyma tenuis ATCC 10573, 1773 nucleotides long. The record is from RefSeq and is a predicted model, not a curated record. NCBI's taxonomy places the organism in Eukaryota, Fungi, Ascomycota, Pichiomycetes, Serinales, Debaryomycetaceae.
AUGUCGCCCUUUGAUCCCUCUUCUUCACAGAUUAAAAGAGAAGCGGAAUCUACCUUCACAACACUGGAAAACCACCAUUACCCAGAAUAUCGCCCUAGUCGAACCACCGGAUACGUAGCGGUGGGAAUUGCCAUUCUCCCAACAUUUUUGGCGGUGUUGGUGCCUGUAUUUCCCAAUUCUCCCUCUAGCAACGACAUUGCGAUACUCAUCACAGAUACUUUAAUAGUUGUUCUAGUGACUUGGGCUGUCUGGUUUUUGGGUGAAUGGCCUUGGAAGUGGCUUGAACAGGUAAAACAAACAAAACAACGACUUUUAAACCGGAUUAACUCGCAACUUCUCAUCCAAAAAUCUGCUGAUAACCGUAGCAGCAAUAGAGAGUUCGAAGAAGGCGUUUAUUUCUUAAAAAAGCUCAUUGGAACAGAGAAAAAAGUCCUACUGUUCUGCUUCACUGGGAUAUUGGCUGGUGGCAUUCUUAUGGUCUACACCAGGGUGUUUAUUAUUGUUGAAGAUUCCAGGAGAACCAUUGUGUUUUCAAACUUGAAUGUGUGUAUCUAUGUUUCAUGGGGUACCUUUAGGUUGGCAGUGUUUCUAUUAGAGACCACAAGAAGGAACUCGUUGGAAGCAGCUAAGAAGGAUGACUACAACUUGAUCAAUGAGAGUCACCUCCAUCUGUAUAUGAACACCAAUAAAGGUGUGUUGGACCGGAUGGCUGAAAUGUUCAUCGACAAAGCUCCAAUACCGGAGCUACACAGACUCCAACAAGAGUUGAAAGAGAACGAGCUCAAGCAAGAACGGGAAUGGAGACACCUUAAAAAAGCUGUUUCGAGCUUGAACCAAGAAAUGUUGAGUAUCAGAAAGUCUCCUCAACGUAUAUCUACUUUCCAUCCAUUUCCAUUGAACUUCCAAAACAGAGAUAGGGCUAUUGGUCAGAAUACGGACCACAGCUCAGUUCAGACCAGGUUAUCUACGAUUUUUGACCGAAAUUUUCCCAGUAAAAAGCACAAGCGAGUCGGUGAAAAUCUUAGACAUUUUUCUGGUAUCAAGUCCUUGGAAACUAGACUAAAGGAGAGAAACAUUUUAAAUGACUACAGUUCCGAAGUCAACUCUGGAACAGCUAUACCUGAACCUGAACCUGUUAAUGUUGGUAUGCUGCCCGGAAUGACCUCCAUUAAAUCCUUUAUUCUGUUAGCGAGUAGAAUUAGACACAAGUACAACCUAUUCGAUGUGUGCAGACAUCCAUACAUGAUGAGGCAUAUUCUCAUGGAAGAAAUCCCCCCUUUCUUGAAGUCCUUUGAAGUAUUUGACAAAAUCAUGCUUACCAAGCAUAUUCUACUUGAGCUAACCAUCAUUCACAUCAAAUCAAACAUUGAAACUUUUAGACGGUACUUGCAGGCGAUUGGAAACAAGUGCAAAAUUUCAAUGAAGAUUGCGUUUAUUCAAAUAAUAUCUGCUCCGUUCAAAAGCCCAUACAAGGUUUUGAGAACUAGCUUAAAGAUCGUCUCUUUUGUUCCCAAAAAACUCAUAAGAGAGUUGUUUAUACAUCCUUUUCGAAUUAUCCGGCCCAAGAAAUCCCCUUCCCUAAGCCCAAUAGCCAUGUCUAAUGACCUCCAAGACUUCCUAAAACCCUCAAAACUAUCACCAAUGUCAGAAAUGGAGGAAAAACUUGAAUCACCCAUAAAACUUGAAGGAUUGAGAGAGUUUACAAUCAACCGAAGACAUCUCCAUCAGCGCAAGCGGAAACCCAGGUCCCCAAUCCAGCGGUUCCAUUAGAUU